This is a messenger RNA of Panicum virgatum (switchgrass), 1104 nucleotides long. Its product is annotated as DNA-binding protein EMBP-1-like. Gene Ontology annotation, biological process: regulation of DNA-templated transcription. Gene Ontology annotation, cellular component: nucleus. The transcript has 7 exons. Gene Ontology annotation, molecular function: sequence-specific DNA binding; DNA-binding transcription factor activity. Lineage: Eukaryota; Viridiplantae; Streptophyta; Magnoliopsida; Poales; Poaceae. The annotation marks the transcript as partial. The record is from RefSeq and is a predicted model, not a curated record.
AGAUUGCUUUUUGGGUUUGGUUAUGUGCAGAGUGUUCCCUACACGGCCGGCGAGCCCGUUGCGGUGGCUGAAGGGAAGAGCAAGAGGAAGAGCUCUGGUGCUCCCUCCGUUUGUAGUGCUUCUGCUUCUGGCAGUGACGGCAGGAGCAAGGAGACAUCAGAGAAAAGAGAUGCUAGUGCCGAGCACAAGCUAUUACCUUCAACAAAGAGGAGAAAGGCCACUAGUGCAAAUGUGCAAGGCGAGCCAUCUCAGAAUGCAACAAUGCAAGAUGCUGCAGCCGAGACCCGAAGCGCAGCAAAGAGGAGAUCUGAAGGAAAGCUCUUGGUUUCGACAACUGAAAUGACAACAAUUUCCAAUGCAAGACCGAACUUGAACAUUGGAAUAAAUCUUUGGAGUAAUUCUCCAGUUAAAGCAGAGACCUCUGGACAGGUUAUAAAUGCAGCAGCACCUUCCCAUGAUAUCCCUUUGUCACAUAUGCAGGAUGAACGAGAACUGAAGAGGGAGAGAAGAAAGCAAUCUAACAGAGAGUCAGCAAGGAGAUCAAGACUACGCAAGCAGCAAGAAUGUGAGGAGCUAGCCCAGAAGGUAACUGACCUGACUGCCAUUAAUGGCACACUAAGGUCAGAACUCGACCAGCUUAAGAAGGCAUGUGAAGACAUGGAAGCAGAGAAUUCACAACUAAUGGGUGAAUUGGAACAGGGCGAGGCGCCUAGUGUUGUAACAACUUUGAGCAUGCAUAUUGACACGGCAAAGGUGCAUCAUGGGAAGAGUCAUCAACAUCGUGAUAAAAAUAACAAUGAUAACAAGGGAUAGUAUUGAGUAGCAACCAUGUAGGUGUUGGCUCUAGAUAAGGCUAAAAGAUGAGAUGAGGUGCUUAAUAUUAACUGCGCCAUCGCCCAUUAUCAUCCGUUUUUGCUUCCGUUAUUACAGCUGCAACCAUAUCGAAAGCUACUGACAAGCUUUCUGAUACGGACAGAGUCUAUCGCUUUGUUCGGCUGGGAGAUUCAGCCAGCCACAACAGUAUUUUCCUCUCACGCCAAAUCAGCCAGCCAGCCAACCAGCAGUAUUUUCCUCUCACGCCAAAUCAGCCAGCCAGCCAGCCGA